AUGCCGUGUGCGCACGCACCACCCGCACCAAGCUUCGCUCCACCGCCAUUAAACCAUUCUCAUGCCAACCGUCAGCCUGUGUGGUUGUCCCUUCAUUAUCCCUCGUCGCGACAACCCACAAUUGGUGACCCGAACUACCCUGCUGAUCCAACUGCAUACCCACCGCUGAUCGCUUUUGCCAUGCAGGAGUCCUCUUCCACCAGCAACGUCAGUCGCGCCUCCGUGAGACUACCGCCAUUUUGGCCUGCGAACCCUACCAUCUGGUUCGUACAGGUCGAAUGCCAAUUCCAACUGGCUGGCAUCACCACGCAAGCGACAAAGUAUCAGCACGUCGUUUCCGUCCUUCCACCCGAGGUAGCUUCUGAUGUGACAGACAUUCUCUGCGCUCCGUCGGGCCCUACGCCCUACGACACACUUAAGGCUGCUAUCAUUCAGCGCACCAUGGCAUCCGACCGGAAGCGUUUCCAACAGCUUCUCUCCGCCGAAGAUCUCGGAGACCGGCGACCAUCCCAAUUUCUACGGCAUAUGCAGAGCCUGCUCGGUGACCGCGCCCAAACUUUUGACGAAGCACUCCUCAAGGAGCUAUUCUUACAGCGCCUUCCAUCUACCGUGCAGAUGAUACUGGCCACUGCAACCAACCUUUCGCUAACAGAGCUGGUGCUUCAUGCGGACAAGAUUCUGGAAGUGGCGCAGCCUUCACUAGCCGUCAUGCAGGCCACCCUUCCGAUGCCCGCCCACGUGUCCGCACCCUGCACUUCGGUGACUGCCCCUCAGCCUUCCUUCCGUCCUGCCGAUCCAACAAGCGAAAUUGCCGCUCUUCGAGAGGACGUUCACGAGCUCCGUGCCCUCAUCGCCACGACGCAGUCGAACCGUGGCCCUGCCUCCCCCCGACGCCCCUCCCCUCGACGUCAGCAAUUCCGUCGCGGUUCACGAUCCCGGCAAUUUCGUAGGUCCCAUUCUCCAGAGCGUGCCAACCCUUCACCAUUCUGUUGCAAGGCGAACAAGUGCAAGUUCCCGAUUUACCACCUGACCGCUGUCAACAACACCAGCAUUCCCGUUUACGGCGAGCAGUCACUGACACUAAACCUCGGCCUACGUCGCUCCUUCCCCUGGAUCUUCAAAAUCGCAGCCGUUGACCAGGCUAUUAUCGGAGCAGAUUUUCUGCAGCAUUUUGGUCUGCUCGUCGAUGUGCGUCGUAAGGUCCUCCUUGACUCGAACACGGGACUGCGCAUAGCAGGCAUGGGAUCAACGCCCCGCAUUUCCUUGCCCGCCAUCUCCCUCUCGUCCCUUCAGUAUCCCUUCGCUGCCGUGAUCAGCGAAUUCCCUUCUCUGUCCCAGCCCCCUGAUUGGACGAAGCCCGUUCGCCACGACGUCGUCCAUUAUAUCAACACGUCGGGGCCCAGGGUCCACUUCAGGCCGCGUCGUCUCGCCCCUGAGAAGUGGAAUAUCGCUCGCAGCGAAUUCGACCAUAUGUUGGCUAUCGGCAUCGCCCGCCCCUCCUCCAGCGAUUGGGCAUCUCCCUUACAUAUGGUCCCCAAGAAAACCGGAGACUGGCGGCCAUGCGGCGAUUACCGCGCCCUGAACAUCGCUACGAAACCCGACCGCUACCCGCUGCCCAAUAUACAGGAUUUCACAAUGAACCUAGCCGGGGCCAAGUAUUUCAGCAAAAUCGAUCUCACUAAGGCAUACCACCAAAUUCCCGUAGCGCCAGAGGACGUUCCGAAAACAGCCAUUGUGACACCUUUCGGGCUCUUUGAAUUCCUGCGCAUGCCUUUCGGCUUGAGGAACGCUGCGCAGACGUUCCAGCGUUUUACUGAUUAG
This is a messenger RNA of Ornithodoros turicata, 1821 nucleotides long. RefSeq lists its product as uncharacterized. Bases 1 to 1821 code for a protein of 606 amino acids. The record is from RefSeq and is a predicted model, not a curated record. Lineage: Eukaryota; Metazoa; Arthropoda; Arachnida; Ixodida; Argasidae. The transcript is spliced from 2 exons.